This is a messenger RNA of Nannospalax galili (Upper Galilee mountains blind mole rat), 2879 nucleotides long. It is a transcript of the gene Bend3, whose product is annotated as BEN domain containing 3. The transcript is spliced from 3 exons. The coding region runs from base 14 to 2494 and encodes 826 amino acids. Gene Ontology annotation, biological process: rDNA heterochromatin formation. Gene Ontology annotation, molecular function: DNA binding. The record is from RefSeq and is a predicted model, not a curated record. Gene Ontology annotation, cellular component: heterochromatin. Lineage: Eukaryota; Metazoa; Chordata; Mammalia; Rodentia; Spalacidae.
AGUGGACUAGAAGAUGAACUCAACUGAAUUCAGUGAAGAUGUAGAAGAAGUUCUAAAAAAUAACAAUGUGAAGGUGGAGACAGAGGGUGACAAUGCUGUGCUGGACUGCUCUAGGAAUUCCAGGGCCUCUGAGAAGCACCCUCUGGACAAUGUCUUCACUGCCCUCCAGGAUUGCAGCAAACGGAAGCAACCAGGCAGCGAAGGCCAGCCAGACUCUGUCCCCAGCGUGAAGAGGCGGCGGCUGAUACCAGAGGCACUUCUGGCAGGUAUGCGUAAUCGUGAGAACAGCUCGCCCUGCCAAGGCAAUGGAGAGCAGGCCAGCAGAGGCCGGAGCGGGAGCUCUGUGUGGCCUGGUGAAGAGGAGCCCCCCAGCGACACCACUGCCCCUUCCUACAAGAAGCCUCUCUAUGGCAUCUCCCACAAGAUCAUGGAGAAGAAGAACCCUCCCCCAGGAGACAUGCUCAGCCCCUAUGAGCUCUUUGAGAAGGCAAACCCAAGCAAUAGUCCCUCUCCCCUGCGCCUGCUGAAUGAGUCUCAGAAGCGGGAAUGUGGUGCUGGGGCAGCCUCUGAUGGUGACCCCAAUAUCUACUUCCUGAUCCAGAAGAUGUUCUACAUGCUCAACACGCUCACAUCCAACAUGUCCCAGCUCCACAGCAAGGUGGACCUGCUCUCCCUGGAGGUGAGUCGCAUCAAGAAGCAGGUGAGCCCCUCUGAGCUGGUGGCCAAGUUCCAGCCUCCUCCUGAGUACCAGCUCACUGCUGCAGAGCUCAAGCAGAUCGUGGAGCAGAGCCUGUCCUGCGGGGACCUGGCCUGCCGCUUGCUGGUGCAGCUCUUCCCCGAGCUUUUCAGCGAUGUGGACUUUUCCCGGGGCUGUACUGCCUGUGGCUUUGCUGCCAAGCGGAAGCUAGAGUCGCUGCACCUCCAGCUCAUCCGAAACUACGUGGAGGUCUACUACCCCUCUGUGAAGGACACAGCCGUGUGGCAGGCUGAGUGCUUGCCACAACUCAAUGACUUCUUCAGCCGCUUUUGGGCCCAGCGGGAAAUGGAAGACAGCCAGCCUGCAGGCCAGGUCACCAGCUUCUUUGAAGCAGACCAAGUGGAUGCUGGCAACUUCUUGGACAAGGACCAAGAGGAGGCCCUGUCUCUGGACCGUAGCAGCACCAUUGCCUCAGACCAUGUGGUGGACACGCAGGACCUCACUGAGUUUCUAGACGAAGCCUCCUCCCCGGGUGAAUUUGCCGUGUUCCUUCUCCACCGGCUCUUCCCGGAGCUCUUUGACCAUCGGAAGCUGGGUGAGCAGUACAACUGCUAUGGUGAUGGGGGCAAGCAGGAGCUGGACCCACAGAGACUGCAGAUCAUCCGCAACUAUACCGAGAUCUACUUCCCUGACAUGCAGGAGGAGGAGGCCUGGGUGCAGCAGUGUGCUCAGCGCAUCAAUGACGAGCUGGAGGGCCUGGGGCUGGAGGCGGGCAGCGAGGGUGAGCCCCCACGCGACGACUGCUAUGACUCCUCCAGCCUGCCCGAUGACAUCUCCGUGGUCAAGGUAGAGGACAGCUUCGAAGGCGACCGACCCGGCCGGCGCUCUAAGAAGAUCUGGCUGGUGCCCAUCGACUUUGACAAGCUGGACAUCCCACAGCCUGACUUUGAAGUGCCAGGCUCUGACUGCCUGCUCAGCAAGGAGCAGCUGCGCAGCAUCUACGAGAGCAGCCUGUCCAUUGGCAACUUUGCCUCCCGCCUGCUGGUGCACCUCUUCCCUGAGCUCUUCACCCACGAGAACCUGCGCAAGCAGUACAACUGUAGUGGCUCCCUGGGCAAGAAGCAGUUGGACCCUUCCCGCAUCAGGCUGAUCCGUCACUACGUACAGCUGCUCUACCCGCGGGCUAAGAAUGACCGCGUGUGGACGCUGGAGUUCGUGGGCAAGCUGGAUGAGCGCUGCCGGCGCCGGGACACAGAACAGAGGCGCUCCUACCAGCAGCAGCGCAAGGUCCAUGUGCCGGGCCCUGAGUGCCGGGAUCUGACAAGCUAUGCAAUCAACCCUGAGAGGUUCCGAGAGGAGUUUGAAGGGCCCCCGUUGCCUCCUGAAAGGAGCAGCAAGGACUUCUGCAAGAUCCCCCUGGACGAGCUAGUGGUCCCCUCGCCCGACUUUCCUGUGCCUUCCCCCUACUUGCUGUCGGACAAGGAGGUACGCGAGAUCGUGCAGCAGAGCCUGUCUGUGGGCAACUUCGCUGCCCGCCUCCUGGUUAGGCUCUUUCCCGAACUCUUCACCGCGGAGAACCUUCGACUACAGUACAACCACUCCGGGGCUUGCAACAAGAAGCAGCUGGACCCCACGCGGCUGAGGCUCAUCCGCCAUUAUGUGGAAGCUGUCUACCCCGUGGAGAAGAUGGAGGAGGUAUGGCACUAUGAAUGUAUCCCCAGCAUUGAUGAGCGGUGUCGCCGCCCCAACAGGAAAAAGUGCGACAUCCUCAAGAAAGCCAAGAAAGUGGAGAAAUGACAGGUUUGGGGGCCGACCGGAGACUUAGGGCACCAAAGGCUGAGUGAUGGGGCCCUUGGGACUGAGCAUCACUUUGGAGCACGUGUAUGGAUGGUAUCCACAGACAGGCACCUUAUGUCAGUGGGGAGUGGUUUCCUACAUUUGCACAGGUAAACACCCACCCAGCCAGGAGAAAGAAGCUUUGAAUUUGGUCUCUUGUAGUCAUGACUUCGUUCUUUGUUACCUGGUGAUACAACCCAAGUUUGAGGGUAUCCAAGUUGUGAGAUCAGAGGUAUUGGCAGAGUAGGGUCACCUCUCCCUGGCAGUGCCCUCUCCACCCCUCACAAUUCAAAAUGUAAAUUCAGCAACUUGUUUCUUUCCCCACAUUUCUCAUCUUCCAUUUUUA